UCGCGACAGUAAACAACGGGCAGUAUCGUGAAAUUGGAGUUUUAUAGGUGUCGACGUUACAGCCGCGCAUUGCAACGUUAUCCGGCAGCAGCGUUGGAGCAAAUGCUUCGAAUGGAAUUGGUGGACAAUCUUAUACCCGCUACUCCUGGUGUCUCCAAAGGUCCGGGCUCUCUCAUCUGAGGGAAAAACGCGAACAAAGGGGCUGCCUGAAAAUCUUCACAUCUCCCUCGCGGACAGAUAUCAAGUGGCAUUAAUGGCAUCUUGGCGACAAUAUAAUGGGAUCUUACCUAUUCGCCGGAAUAUAGGGCCGCUAUUAUUUUCAUAAUUUCGUAUAUAAGGAACGGACGGUUAGAGGCGAGCCCUCAGUGCACGGUGAUGACUUGUGUGAGACGUGUCCUGGGAAGGAUGAAACUUCUUAUUCUUUGUGUAAUGAUCUACGGUUUGUCGGCGGAAGGCACGGAGGAAGUCUUGUCGAUCGGCCGGUGGAAGGAGCAGGUUAUUGCGCCGGAGUUUCUGCUGGACGAUCGCGAGGAUGUCUCCGAGGGCAACCGAAACGCAUUCCUUUACGAGGCUAAGCACAACUUCCGUCCCAAGGGAGGACUCGGAGAGGUCAAACGAAUCACCGGCACCGAGGACGUCAGCCUGCAGCCGCGUCUCGCAACGAGAUCUCUGCCAUGCAUCUGCGAAACGCAGUACGAAAUAAGGGACCUGGGCGAGGGACAUUAUCCGAGAUACCUAAGCGCGUCGAGCUGCAAACCGAAAGCCUGCCUGGGCAAGUUCAAUCCCUGCCGACUGCUGCACUACAUGGUUCACGUAUUGAGCCAACGUGAUUUGAGCGAGUUAAGCGAUGGCCCUUAUUCGGAUGACAGUGAACUUCAGGAAGCACCACUUCCGGAAACUCUCAGUCACAAGUGGCAAUUGAAGCCGAUGAAAAUCCCGGUUGCGUGUGUAUUAGCAACAUAAUAGAAGAAAAUAAUAUAUGACCAACUCGGACGUGUCAGACAGGUAGAGAAGAUAGAAUCUAGCGGCUACCAUCGAUCGCGCUUGAGGGUCGAUAAGUAUUUAGGCGAAUAGAUACAGUGCAGUAUAUUGAAUUUUACGCUUCUGCUUGCAAUACGUACCACGGCAAAAUGCCAAAUGUAAAAGUGAUGAAUAAAUAACUGCAGACUGUGAA
Molecule: messenger RNA, 1174 nt
Organism: Wasmannia auropunctata (little fire ant)
Lineage: Eukaryota; Metazoa; Arthropoda; Insecta; Hymenoptera; Formicidae
Exons: 5
Coding region: 376-963 (195 amino acids)
Molecular function (GO): prothoracicotrophic hormone activity
Source: RefSeq, a predicted model, not a curated record